GAUGCCGUCCAGUGCUAAGUCCCCUUAGCUUUGGCUGUGCCUAAUUCUAGUCCAAGCUCUCGCCUUCUACUACCGGGAAACUGUCGUUGUGAUCCUAUUGUCUCCUCAAGUUCCCGCGAAACAGCCUGCUGCGAGGGACGCAUUGGCCGAACGGUGCUAUUCGCCCGGCUUGCGCCCCAGGAUUCGCCCGCGCUGACUUGGCUUCACUCACUCAUCCCUACUGUGUACAACAUCGCCGGAACUUUCCCAAUUUAUUCAACAUCUCCUAUCAAUUCGCUCGGACUCGCACCCUCACCCCUCCCAAACCUCAUCCAAUUUCUUGUGGGAUCUUCCCCACUUAGUCCAUGGGCUCUAGGGUCACUUCUACUUUUGUUAACGUCGCAUCCCCCACCACUCGGAGUCCAUGACAUCGCCCGGAGAUGCUGCUCCGGUCAAGCCUCCGCCGUCAUUCUCGCCCGGCGUUCCCCGUGUUGCAUCCAAGUCGAGAUAUCCAAAUCAGCGCCGCGACUCGUCGCCGUCUCUGGAUGCAGAUCUGGUAGACUCGAGGAUUCGGUCUCCGACCCCGCCCCUGACCGCCACGACGUCAGAUCUCCCGAUCAGGUCCGCAUCGCCCCGUGCUCCUUCAUUCCGGUCAUCAACACCCCAAUUGGCCCGAUCAUCCCUAGGUUCCCCGGUGGAAGGUCGGUUUGAUGGCGCAGAGGAAAUUCGAUCCCUAGUCAUACGGUCGUUCUCUCCCGUGGUUGGGGUCUACGCAUCAGCAGACACCGAUGAGUUAGUACGACAGAAAGGCUUUGCCGGUGGCUUCUGGGAGUUGAUCCGUCCGUUCGGUGAGAACGUCCCUGGGAAGAUUGUUGUCCGAGACAGUGUGGGGGCAAGUCGUGGCUGGGAAGACUACGGGGUUCGCUUUGUGAACUUGGCUGGCAAUAGUUUAACCCCUAAUGACUCGAGCACGGGGCGAAGCGCCCCUCUGGCACAGGUGGAAGACGUGUUGGAGAAGCAGCUGGGCUCGACUGAUGAUCCGCCCAGCGGAUCAUUGCGCCCAAAAGAUUUCUUGAAUUUCCCUACAACAUCUCCGUUAUAUAAAGUAUUCCUACGACAACUGCUAUCGAUAUCAUCAGCCACACCGCAUGAGACAUUUCGACAUCCAGUGGCCAGUGUCAUCGCCAUUAGUUCGCGCAACACCGCUCCACUUGAGACUCUGAGGCAAUUGUACGCAGACACCAACAACGGAGCUAGGAGGUUGCCAGACUGGUGUCAUUCGGAAUACCUGCGCUACUAUGUUCUUGUUCAUGAUGAGGAUCAAGAUGAUAUUGCAGAAUCGACCAAGUUAUAUGACCAAAUGAAACGCCACUUCGGAUUACAUUGCCACUUGUUGAGGCUCCGUAGCAAUCAGUGCGUGGUCACCGAUGACGACAGUGUCCAAGUACCUGAAUGCGAAUGGCUCUCCCCUGCUGAGCGACUUUCGGGCAGAGCUGAGCCCUUGGUUGACCUAGAUGCCAACGGGUUUUACCUUUUCGAUUCAGACAUCAUGGCCAUUAGGGCUUUCAUCCGGGAACUCGUCGCCCAGUCCGUGAUACCGUUCAUGGAAAACCGAGUCGCCGUCUGGAAUGACCAAGUAGCCUCCCGUAGGCGUGGUAUAAGUGGGCGGUUUAUGUCAAUGUCACGCAGAUGGGCAGGAUUCGGAUCUAGCUCUCGUUCCAGUCUCACGGCAGGAGGGGCUAGCGGAAACUAUGAUGUCGCACAUGGUUAUUACAAGCCGGAUGUGCCUGAAGCUGUGCUGCGCAAGAUGGCAGACUUUGCAUUCAUGCUUCGGGACUGGAAGUUAUCGGCGUCUACCUAUGAGCUCCUCCGCUCCGACUAUGCGAACGACAAAGCAUGGAAAUACCAUGCCGGCGCCUACGAGAUGUGCGCCGUAAGCAUGCUCUUGAAUCCAUCUGCAAUGGGAACAAAGAUGAAGCUCGAUGGAAUUGAUCAAAUGUUUGACACAGCCUGCUAUUCUUAUCUCACACGGUGCUCAGACGCGCCCAAUGCUCUCCGAUGUCUCACAUUGGGUAUGGAAUUAUUGAAGUCCCGCGGGGGAUCGGCAGUGGAAAGCGCCGCUCGAUGGGCCAUGCGGGCCAUGGACCUUGGGUUAGUCGGCUCAAUCGGUCAGGGCCUCUUCAGUGAACGUGUUUCGGCAUGCUAUGCCGCGAGGCCACCAGUGAGUGGAAUGAAAUGGGGCUCUCGACGCAGAAAAGCUGGCAUGUGGAGUGUCUUCGCUGCUGACAUAUGGCUUCGCCUUGGGAAGCCAUCACUGGCAUCAGCAGCUCUGGAGGAGGCAGAGCGGCUUUACGCAGACGUGCUGAGUGCCGACGGAAGGUUUCCUAUGCCCGAGAUGCAGACUUUCAUCGACAACCUAAGACACGCUGUCAAGGUCGAGUACCUGGAGGCCAGAGGGUUAGACAUCCGAGAUGAUGCCGUCACUGCCGAAACACUAGGCACCGAAGAAACCAGCGAAAAGCUGGACAGACGCAUGAAUCGCAAAUCCCUAAUCGCCAACCCGUUGGAUUCGGGAGGCCUCGGUCCACCAGGCACGAGGGAUGAUGACAAUGCAGCCAAUGACGAUUUCGAACGAGCUUAGGAUGCAAUGAUGGUCCGAGGGCGCAUGGGGUUUAUACACUACUAUAGACAUGUGUCAAUUUAAUGUUUCUUGUACGAAUUACAAUC
Molecule: messenger RNA, 2706 nt
Organism: Aspergillus ibericus CBS 121593
Lineage: Eukaryota; Fungi; Ascomycota; Eurotiomycetes; Eurotiales; Aspergillaceae
Product: TRAPP III-specific subunit 85 family protein
Exons: 2
Coding region: 404-2620 (738 amino acids)
Biological process (GO): endoplasmic reticulum to Golgi vesicle-mediated transport; protein localization to phagophore assembly site
Cellular component (GO): phagophore assembly site; cytoplasmic vesicle; TRAPPIII protein complex
Source: RefSeq, a predicted model, not a curated record